Molecule: messenger RNA, 439 nt
Organism: Penaeus monodon (black tiger shrimp)
Lineage: Eukaryota; Metazoa; Arthropoda; Malacostraca; Decapoda; Penaeidae
Source: RefSeq, a predicted model, not a curated record
AGCUACAGCCUCAAGGGACCGGGUGUUUCGCAGAAAGCAAAGGGCCCUACGCAAGCGGAACUCAUAGAAUCAGAGGAAAAUUUCCUAAAGGAAAGAGAGGAAAGAUGGAGGGGUAUGGAUAAAACCGUGGAGCCCAGUCUACCCAGGGAGGAAGGUUGGCAGCUACAGCCCAAAGGGACCAGUGUUUCGCAGCAAGCUAAGGGCCUUACGCAAGCAGAACUCAUAGAAGCAGAGGAAAAUUUCCUGAAGGAAAGAGAGGAAAGAUGGAAAGACAUGGAUAAAAUCCGUGGGGCUCAGUCUACCCAGGGAGGAAGAGUGGCAGCUACAGCCUCAAAGGGACCAGGUGUUUCGCAGAAAGCUAAGGGCCCUACGCAAGCAAGGGCUCAGUCUACCCAGGGAGGAAGACUGACAGCUACAGCCUCAAAGGGACCAGGUGUUU